CUUUUCAUCCCAUUAAAGUGAGCACAGCAGUGCCUCCUCAGAGCAGCAUACAAAUGUGAUGCAAACCCCUGACAACAAAAGAGGUAUGCAGGCAGUGCUGCACUCAUUCUGACGCCCCACAGAGAAGGUGGAAAGGAACCAAGAUCUCUGAAAGCCAAAACGACAGAUCCACAAGUGGAGUGCAGUUGGAACUGGUCUGAGUGGAUUGCACAUCUGUAGGUGCAAAGUUUCUGCAGGUUUCUCAGAUAUCACGGAAUAGCAAUGUCUGGAUUGUGUGCCUUCCAUUUGGGGUUUAAGCCACUUCUCCUAGCUACAUUUAUUUUAGCCUGUGACAGCCAAGGUGGGACAGGAGAGAGUGGUGGCCAUUCCUGCUAUGGAGGUUUUGACCUGUACUUCGUGUUGGACAAGUCUGGGAGUGUUCUCCACCACUGGAGUGAAAUCUACUACUUUGUGGAACAUCUGACUGAGAGGUUCAUCAGCCCGCAGCUCAGAAUGUCUUUCAUUGUCUUCUCCACAAGAGGGACAACUCUCAUGAGGCUGACAGAUGACAGAGACCAAAUCAAAUUAGGCCUUGACGAACUAGAGAAAGUUCUACCUGGAGGAGACACCUACAUGCAUGAGGGAAUUGAGAGGGCAAGUGAACAAAUCUAUCAUGAGAAUUACAAAGGUUACAGGACAGCAAGUGUCAUCAUUGCACUGACUGAUGGGGAGCUGCAUGAGGACCUGUUUUAUUAUGCAGAACGCGAGGCGAACAGAUCGCGUGAGCUGGGAGCCCAAGUUUAUUGUGUGGGAGUGAAAGAUUUCAAUGAGACCCAGCUGGCGCGGAUUGCUGACAGCAAGGAUCAUGUCUUCCCAGUAAAUGGAGGCUUUGAGGCUCUUCAUGAUAUCAUAGGCUCGAUCCUGAAGAUGUCCUGCAUUGAAAUUCUAGCUGCAGAGCCUUCCAGUAUAUGUGCCGGGGAGUCCUUCCAAGUGGUGGUAAGGGGCAAUGGAUUCCGCUAUGCCCGGAAUGUGGAUCGAGUACUCUGUAGUUUCAGAAUCAAUGACACAAACUCUCUCAACGAGAAGCCCCUUGUUGUGGAGGACACCUAUCUGCUAUGCCCUGCGCCAGUGUUGGAGGACGUUGGCAUGACAGCAGCUCUUCAUGUCAGCAUGAAUGACGGCCUAAGCUUUAUCUCCAGCUCCGUCAUCAUUACCAGCACACACUGUGCGGAUGGGACCAUCUUGGCGAUAGCUCUGCUCAUCCUAUUUCUGCUGUUGCUCCUGGCCCUGCUGUGGUGGUUCUGGCCACUCUGCUGCACUGUGAUGAUCAUGGCCCCUCCCCCACCACCAGAAGAAGACAGUGAGGAGGAAGAGGAAGAUGGGCUUCCUAAAAAGAAAUGGCCAACAGUGGAUGCUUCUUACUAUGGGGGACGAGGAGUUGGAGGAAUUAAGAGGAUGGAGGUGCGCUGGGGCGAGAGAGGCUCCACAGAAGAAGGAGCUAAGCUGGAGAAAGCAAAGAAUGCCAAGGUCAAGAUGCCAGAGCAGGAAUAUGAGUUUCCGUCACCAAAGAUCCUCAACACCAGUUAUGGAAAGCCAAACUCCUCCAGGAAGUGGUACUCCCCAAUUAAGGGAAAACUGGAUGCCCUGUGGGUACUUCUGCAAAAGGGCUACAGCCGGGUGUCCAUUAUGCGGCCUCAGCCUGGAGAUAAGGGAAGGUGCAUCAAUUUCACUAGGGAAAAGAAGCCGAUGCCCCCAAGAUAUCCAUUAAACAAUGCUCCUCUUCUGUCUCCUCCAUCAAGUCCAAUCUAUACACCCCCUCAUAGCCCAAUUUAUACCCCUCCUCCUCCAAUAAGCCCACCUCCUCAAUCAAUAAACUCUCCACCACCAACUCCAUCGCCAACAAGCUCUCUUCCUCCCCCACCAUUAGCUUCACCUCCAAACAGAGCUCCGCCUCCAAGCAGACCUCCACCUCGACCUUCAAUCUAGAGUGCUCCGUGCAGCCUCCCAUCUCCGAUACUACUGGGGAUGUUUUACGAGAAGCUCUUCGCCAUGUUUUUUGGGAUGGAUUUGACAUUCACCAGAAAAGCUUCCACCAAAACCACUUUUAUAACCACUUUUACUAGCGAUAAGCCAUGUUGAGUCGUGGAUUUGUCAACAGUUGGACAAUCGAACCCUAGACUCUACAUGUUUGGUCUUCUAUUGAACCAGCUGAUAUAUUUGGUCGACCAACUGACCUGGGUGAAAAUCACAAAUAACUAAUUGAAAGGUCUCUCUAAUUCAUUAGGAUAAAAAGCUUAACAAUUAGAGUACAGUAACCCAACUAUUGACCACAAAGGAUUUUAUUUGAACUCCACAGUCAAGUAAAUAGGACUCUUUGGUGGUGGUCCAUUGAACUGCUGGAAUUGUUUCACAUUGCGCAGCAAUCCAUUUUUAUAUACAUAUACAGACCAAUAAGUAUAAGAAAGGGCUUCUUAAUGAAACGUCAAGUAAACAGCCAAGGAGGUCCAAGCUCAUUUGCAAUGUUACGAUGUUUCUACAUGUUUGGUCAUUCAAGUUAUUGUCGAAAAUUUGUUGAUCAGUUUCACUGGCUCAGUAUUUUACUAAAAUAUAGCACUUAUGUUCCACGAAGACUGCACCACCUGAUGACCAUCGUGAAUUGAUUCAACAUUGAUGGCUAUCAAUUAAACCAUUGUGUUAAAUGUUUUACUUGAUUUAAUUAUCAAUUACCUUAUUUUAUAUAUAUUCCUGAUGUUCUGUGUAAGAAGAGCCAAGUUUUGAUCCCACCUAGUAGCUAAUUUGACAAAAUAAUGGAGAAAAAGACCAAACUGUUUCCUGUGUGGAUCUCAAGGAAUAUAAGGAAACCAGAGACCCUACUGAUUUCCCUCAGGGUAUUAAAAUGGCCUUGCCAUCUGGAGGUGUACGGGCCAUUGACCAUUAUGGAAGAUUUGUAGAAUGGGAAACAAGAAAGAAUGGAAUGUUCUACAUGUACCUCCAGCGAGACUGUUGAAGGGAAAAGUAAAAUUACAAAAUAUUAUAUCCCCACAGGAGGGGAUUAUAGUCUGUAUGGGACCUGAUGAGUUUGGGCAGCAGAAGGCUGGACCUUUGCAAUAAUAAGAAAAAACUGCCAUAGCAGAUUCUAUUAAACUAGAUUAUGUAUGAGUUUUGCAAUGUAUUUCUGGGCCCUCUACCAUAGAGGAAUCAGGGGAUAAUCAACAUCAUGUAUACACUUGCAUUGUCUUUUUGAAAUAGUUGUAUGUAGAAAGUAUUGCUUUUGUACUAUGUUAUAUGGGGAACUGGGUGUUGCUAACAGGGGUUAUGUGUUAUCAUCUUCUUUUGUGGAGAACACAAUUAUCACUACAACAUGUUCACAUUACAGCGGUGGCAGUCAGUUACUAGGCCUGGACAUUUAAUUUAUUUGAACAAAUAAGACGGCAGCAAUCUGCAUAAACAACGCUGAUUGUGCAACAGAAAAGGGGACGUUUUACAGGGUAAGCGUGCUGCGUUUAUGCAGUAAUUGCAGUCUGCACAAAGUAAGGGAGUAGAAGAGAAACAGAUUGAAAGUUACUGACAACAUACACUGUAGGAAACGACUGCUUCCAUCUCAUAUCCUCUCAAUCAUUAGUCCUUGUUUUUAUUUCUGUAACGAUUUUACAAUACUUAUUUGUUACAUGAACAAUUCUGUCUCAGACUGGGUGCCACCUUUGGGUCACAUUUUAAAAACACACAUAUCAGUGCACGCACAUGAGGGUAAUUCUGUUGCUGGAACUUAUUUCAUGAUUAUCAGUUAAAGGACCGCUCGACCUACAACAAAAGUUGAUCUGAUAUGAGAAGACAUCUUGUAACAUUCUGUAAUAUGUAUAUAAAGGUUCCUAUACCCCAAUGCUUGACAUUUAUUGGGGAUUAUUUAUGGCUGCAGGUGCAUUGUAAACAUGGGAAUCUACUUUUGCGCUACUUGGCCAGGUUAUGUGCAUUGCAUUGUGUAGGCCAGUAAAAGGCAAUGUGGUUUACUUCUGGUGCAGUAUGGGCAGAACUCUGACCUUCAUAAGGGGCAGUCAUUACCCUUUAUCUUAAUUACAUAGUUACAUAGUGAGGUUGAAAAGAGGCAAAAUGCCCAUCGGGUUCAACCUGCAUUGUGUGCUAAGAUAUUCAUAUACCAUAAUGCACCUGCUGAAGUAAUGGUUUAGUACCAAUUGACAAGUUGCUGAAAGACAUUUUAAACAUGUGUUACAAGCUAUAACAAACACAUCUGACAGCAAAGCAGAAAGGAGCUGGGGGACAUAGAAAAAUGUUUAGAGGGCCACACGAGGCCCUUGGUUCCUCUGUUGCAGAUAUAAUUUUUGCCCUGCCUAUGUGAUAAAUAGAAUAUCAGUCUAAUAAUUAUUCUUCAUAUAAUUAUUGAACAUUUCCCAGAAAUAAGGUGGAAAAAGGGAUACAGUAACUAGUCUCAUUCAUGUAUCAUCUUUAAUCUCUUAAAUACAUUGUUAUCUAGUGUGCCAAGGGCGGGUAAUUGUGUCUUUAAACCUCUGUGACACAUUGCACACUAAGGGAAUGCCGAACCAUCUGUCUGAUCAUCUAACAUUUUUAUUGAACUAUGAACCGCCAUAUUGGUUUUGGGCACAAUUCAGGUAUUGCAUGCCGCUCAUUUUCAACAAUUUCACAUUAGAGCAGAGUCAUUGAUAUACCGUUCACGAUUCCUCCAAAAUUGAAAGCUGCCAAGAAAGUAUAACCUAUGACAUAUUCCAAACCAUUUGUAGAGGUGUCUUUGUAUGUAAUACACAUUUUUCUACCACUAUGCAAAGAUUCUGCAAAUCUCACGUUAAGUGAAAACCCCCUUGAGACGAUAAGCUAAUAAAUCAUAAAGGCUUUGUAACCCAAGAUGCCUUUAAAAAAAAAAAAAAAACAUUUCCGCCAACCUCUGUAAGACGUAUUAUACCACUCUUUGGGCUUUCAACAUUUAUGAAGCUGCACCAAACACUGGUCUUUCACAUUCACAAUCAGAACAUUAUUUGUAGCACAUAAACUGUUAUAGAUUGUUGUCUAUGGGACGUUUAUAGCCAAAUGCUUAGCAUUAAUUAAAAAAAUAAAAUGAAAAUUAAAAAGCUUACAGCGCUGUUGGUUGGGAAAGACACUGCAACGUAUCUUUCAUUUUUUAUUUUACAUGAAAAAGUCUUCAUAUUUAUUUCCCUAGGUAAAAAGAGAUCUCUUGUUUUAUUUAACAGGAAAUAAGAACUUAAACAUUUCCCCUAUAAAACUUGGAGUGUGACUAAUGAAGGUUAUGCUUAAUGGAUAUUUAGGAAAAGCGCGGCAACAAAGAAAGUACCUAUAGUACAGGCCUGGCCAACCUGUAGCUCUCCAGCUGUUGUAAAACUACAAGUCCCAUCAUGCCUUGCCACAGUUUUGCUACUAGGGAAUGCUGAAACUGUGGCAGGGCAUGCUGGGAUUUGUAGUUUCACAACAUCUGGAGAGCCACAGGUUGGCCAGGCCUGCUAUAGUAGAUUGACCCCAAAAUGGUUUAUUCAGGACUGCUAAAAUAAUGACAUCAGAAUCGUAUAAAGGGAAUGGCGUAUUUAUGGCUGAUUUUCAACUACACUUACUACAUCUUCAGCCAGUAUCUGGUUGGACAAUGCCUGAGUCACCGGUUACCUGGGCUUUGGAUCUGUAAGUAAAAGGCACAAGAUUACCUUGAUAAGCUAGUUUGGCAUGUAAUGUUAGUUUGGUAUUUUACCACAAUGGUUCUAUGCUGUUUGGAAGGAUACAGUAAAGGUUAAACAAUCAGCAUUAUCAUGGCAAAUAGUUGUAAUGGCAUCUACAUGUGUGCGGAGUAUUUUGUAUUAUGUGGUAUUGUGCAGUCCCCUCCCCCACUCUUACGCUUCCUGUGAUGUAUGUAAUAUUAAGUGCUUGUACACCACAUAUGCCCAUGUAUCAGUCCCCACUUACCUGGGCACUAGAUGUAAGUUAUUAUUGCAUCCAAGCAGGACUUGUCAUGUGGAAUACUGUCAUAUUGUAUGUGUGUUUCCAUUUUACUGGAAUAUAACUAGUUAGUGUAUUCACUCUCUUUGUAAUGACAAACAUUGUAUACACAAUAAACUGUUACAACUACCAGGGGCUUUCCUGGCCAGAAAUAA
Pseudophryne corroboree (corroboree frog) is the source of this 6104-nucleotide messenger RNA. RefSeq names its product ANTXR cell adhesion molecule 1 (gene ANTXR1). The record is from RefSeq and is a predicted model, not a curated record. The transcript is spliced from 18 exons. The coding region runs from base 262 to 1965 and encodes 567 amino acids. NCBI's taxonomy places the organism in Eukaryota, Metazoa, Chordata, Amphibia, Anura, Myobatrachidae. Gene Ontology annotation, cellular component: cell surface; plasma membrane. Gene Ontology annotation, molecular function: transmembrane signaling receptor activity.